Coccinella septempunctata (seven-spotted ladybird) is the source of this 1639-nucleotide messenger RNA. It is a transcript of the gene mrn, whose product is annotated as general transcription factor IIH subunit 4. The transcript has 8 exons. Gene Ontology annotation, molecular function: double-stranded DNA binding; ATPase activator activity. The record is from RefSeq and is a predicted model, not a curated record. Lineage: Eukaryota; Metazoa; Arthropoda; Insecta; Coleoptera; Coccinellidae. Gene Ontology annotation, biological process: nucleotide-excision repair. Gene Ontology annotation, cellular component: transcription factor TFIIH core complex; transcription factor TFIIH holo complex. Bases 135 to 1565 code for a protein of 476 amino acids.
UAAUAAUGGUCUAUGCUCUGGUUCAAACAACAUAACCUCAAAAUAGCAUUUAUAAAUUUAAAUAUUUUUUAAUUUAAUUGAUAUAUUUUUGUAAUUCUAUCAUCGUAAAUCAAAUAUAUUAUCUGAAACCACCUAUGGCUGAUAAUGGGCCCACGUCUUCACACACUUCAUCAGUUAUCUCCCCCAACAAGCUCUCAAAUUUAGAAUGUAAAAAUCUUUAUGAUUAUCUGAGGACUAGACCCCCAAAUAUUCUAGAGAAACUCUACAAUCAUCCAACAAUAUGUUUAGCUGUAUACAGAGAAUUGCCCGAAUUAGCAAGACAAUAUGUGAUUCGUAUUUUAUUUGUGGAACAACCUGUUCCUCAAGCUGUCGUGGCUUCAUGGGGAUCAACCGCUUAUUUGAAAGAACAUAAUCUUGUUAGUAAAAUACUCACUGAACUUUCAGUAUGGCAAGAGGCUACUAUUCCUGGUGGUCUUCUUGGCUGGAUUUUAUCACCUACAUUUAAAAGGAAUUUGAAAAUAACUUUAUUGGGAGGGGGCAAACCUUGGAGUAUGUCAUCUGCUCUAGAUACAGAUAAUAAAGCUAGAGACAUUGCUUUUUUGGACUCGUAUUCUAUAGAAAGAUGGGAAUGUGUUUUACACUAUAUGGUGGGCUCCCAGCAACAAGAAGGUAUAUCAGCUGAUGCUGUUAGAAUAUUAUUACAUGCUAAAUUGAUGAAACGAGAUGAAGAAGAUGGCAGUCCAGUCAUAACAAAGCAAGGAUUCCAAUUUUUACUACUAGAUAGACAUGCUCAAGUAUGGCAUUUUAUUCUACAAUACUUAGAUACAGCUGAAGAAAGAGGACUAGAUUUGGUUGAAUGUUUGACAUUUUUAUUCCAACUGAGCUUUAGCACUCUGGGAAAAGAUUACAGUACAGAGGGCAUGAGUUCAAAGCUACUUGUGUUUCUACAACACUUAAGGGAAUUUGGUUUAGUCUACCAGAGAAAAAGAAAAGCUGGAAGAUUUUACCCAACUAGAUUAGCCAUCAAUAUAACUAGUAGCGCAACGAACAAAAGUAUUCCAGUUCUUGAGGAUGACACUCAUAAGGGGUACAUCAUUGUGGAGACCAAUUACAGAGUUUACGCUUAUACGAAUUCUAAUUUACAAGUAGCACUUAUCAGUUUGUUCACCGAGCUUAUGUACAGGUUUCCAAAUUUAGUUGUAGGUGUGAUUACUAGAGAAUCAGUAAGACAAGCGCUAAGAGGGGGUAUCACAGCAGAUCAAAUUAUUAGUUAUUUAAAACAACAUGCUCAUGAGAAGAUGUUACAAGAUAACACAAAUCCACUGCCUCCUACCGUAGUAGAUCAGAUAAAGUUGUGGGAAUUGGAAAGAAAUAGGUUGACUUAUCAAGAAGGAGUACUGUACAGCCAAUUUUUAUCGCAGGCUGAUUUCAAUGUAUUAAAGGAGUAUGCACAAACCAAUGGUUACUUGAUUUGGAGUCAUAAAGAGAAGAGAACUCUAGUGAUCGAUAAAAAUUCACAUGAUGAUGUGAAAAAGUUUUGGAAAAGAUACUCUAAAGGAAGCUGAUAAUAUUAUGUUAUUAUUUUUCGAAGAUAAGUACGAGAGCUUUUUGAUAAUUAAUAGAAAAAAUGAAAGUUCAA